Molecule: messenger RNA, 505 nt
Organism: Coccidioides immitis RS
Lineage: Eukaryota; Fungi; Ascomycota; Eurotiomycetes; Onygenales; Onygenaceae
Product: endoribonuclease L-PSP
Exons: 4
Coding region: 1-408 (135 amino acids)
Cellular component (GO): cytosol; mitochondrion
Molecular function (GO): deaminase activity
Source: RefSeq, a predicted model, not a curated record
AUGGCUGAAAAGCGCGCUGUAUUUACGGAAAAGGGUGUUCCACCACUCCCUGUUUUGUCCCAAGCCGUUGUUCACAAUGGAAUGAUAUACUGUUCGGGUAGCGUCGGCCUUGACCCGGCCACAAAGGAGAUGGUAUCGGGAGGAGUUGGCCAAAGAACCGCGCAAGCAUUACAAAAUCUUAAGGUUGUCCUUGAGGCUGGUGGGAGUAGCGUCAAAAACGUCGUGAAAGCCAACGUGUUUUUGACUUCGAUGAAAGAUUUCGUGGAGAUGAACAAGGCCUACGAGUCUUUCUUUGCAGAUGGAGUUAAACCAUGCCGCACCUGUGUAGCAGUGAAGGAACUGCCUUUUGGAACUGAUGUUGAGAUUGAAUGCAUUGCAUAUCUGGAUAAACCACAUUCAAAGCUCUGAAGCCUCUAAAUGUACAAACAUAUAUCUUGUAUAUAUGAUGUUUCAAUCCGAAUACCCGUUUUCAAUUGGAAUAGACCGGGGUUUACAAUUCUUGACA